AUGAUGUCGCCUAAUGUACCACUACUCAUGCAGGUUUGCACUUGGUGCCUACUCAUCGCUUCGGGCCAAACGUCGUCUUCAUCGCCUAUCGGAUAUCGCGCUGACAUCGCUCAUCUGCAGUUGCUACACGUGGCCAACAUCUACAGCGCACCCUUCACGGGCACGAUGACGUCAGAAGAACUUCAAGAAGCAGCGCCACCACUGCCUAUAAAGGAAACGCAAGCGGCUGCGGGCGUCAGUGGACACGGCAACCCAGCCGUGAUGAUGUCGCCUAAUGUACCACUACUCAUGCAGGUUGGUGAUAGAAAACAUGUUUUUCACAGCGAUUACCUCUGUUUGAUUGUGUUGCCGUGUCCACACACAAUUGCAGCUUGUGUACGCGAUUGUUUCUCUGUAGCAGGCCUGUUGCUCAUACUAGCUGGAGAUGUGGAGGAAAACCCUGGGCCUAUUACGCAAGAAAUGUUUAAUGAUAUGAUUCGGACACAAAAGGAGAUCCUUGCUAAAAUUACUGAGGUACAAGUAAAACAGACUUCUUCGGAAGAAAGUAUGCUACAAAUGCAAAACAGGCUACUUGCGAUAGAAAAAAAACUUGAGAGCGUAGGUGAAACUGAGAACAGGCUUGCUAAACUUGAAAACUCUGUUAGUGGCUACGAUGUCGAAAUAAAUACUCUUGUAAAACAAAUUGAUGACUUAGAAAAUCGUUCACGACGAAAUAACGUUAUCGUAAGGGGAAUUAAGGAAGAGUCUUCUGAAAACGAGGAUGUACUAAUGAGGAAAAUCAACAAUGAGGUGUUUGACGCUAUACUAGGUCAAAAACUGAACUCUAUCCAACGUAUACAUCGACUUGGAAAAAAGAUGACUGGUAGAGAUCACCCUGUAAUACUUACAGUUGGGGAUUUUAAAGAGAAAAUGGCUAUCAUGAAAAACUGUGUCAAACUUAAAGGUACCCAAAUUAGCAUCAAUGAAGACUAUUCCAAGAGGGUUGUUGAGCUUCGAAAGAACCUGUGGAAUUCAACCGCAGAGGAGAGGAAAAACGGUGCCAAAGUCAAUCUAGUCUUUGAUAAGCUGUGGCUUAACAAUGUUCUGUACGCCUGGAAUGAAGUCAGCAAUGAGAGAUACAAGUGUCGCGUUCCACCGGAAGCAAAUAACGAGUGACUAAAACAAAAUGAUUCAGCAUGUUUUAAAAUAUUAAACAUAAACGCCAGAAGUAUUGCAAACAAGGUUGACGCGUUCGAAAGCAUAAUGCUAGAGCACGAUCCUGAAGUGGCCGUAAUUACCGAGACAUGGCUUCAUGAAAAUAUCUUAAACUCCGAAGUUACUCCACCGAAUUAUUCAAUAAUAAGAAAAG
Molecule: messenger RNA, 1348 nt
Organism: Ixodes scapularis (black-legged tick)
Lineage: Eukaryota; Metazoa; Arthropoda; Arachnida; Ixodida; Ixodidae
Exons: 1
Coding region: 1-1155 (384 amino acids)
Source: RefSeq, a predicted model, not a curated record